Molecule: messenger RNA, 779 nt
Organism: Malania oleifera
Lineage: Eukaryota; Viridiplantae; Streptophyta; Magnoliopsida; Santalales; Ximeniaceae
Product: wound-induced protein 1
Exons: 1
Coding region: 67-576 (169 amino acids)
Source: RefSeq, a predicted model, not a curated record
UGCAAAACAGUGCACAUACGUGACCGAUUCAAUCUCCUGUUUGACUCAUUUUUUCUUCGGAAGAAAAUGGCAACUCAUACCGUGGCCGAGUCUCUAAUAUCUCCGGCGGAGGAUUCCGCCGGCGACAGAAACCGCGCUACGGUGGAGGAGCUGUACGAGGCCUUGACCGGAGGCGAAAAGGAGGGUGUCGGCGGAACUCUGGCUGCGGACCUGGAGUACUGGUUCCACGGGCCACCACAUUGCCAACACAUGAUGAGGGUGCUCACCGGAGGAGGAGGAGGAGAAGCGGGUCGGGUCGGGUUCCUGUUCGAGCCGAGGAGGGUGACCGCGAUCGAGGACGGGCGCGUGAUAGCGGAAGGGUGGGAGGGAGCCCACGCCUACUGGGUGCACGUGUGGACGCUGAAGGACGGCGUGAUCACGCAGUUCCGGGAGUACUUCAACACGUGGCUGACGGUGAGAGACCUGAGGCCUGCCGGCCGGUGGGAGAUUGGCCACGUCGACAGCCCCACAGUCUGGCAGAGCCAGCCCCGGCAGCUGCCCGGCCUGUCGAUGCCGGGCCUUGUGCUUGCCAUAUGAGAGAGAGAGAGAGAGAGAGAGAGAGAGGGGGGGGGGGGGGGCUGGCUGGGAGCUCAAGUGGAUUAAUGUUUGUUGGGUACUUAAUUUGCUGUCUAUAAUUGAAUAGAUUUUAGGCAUCUUAAUUUUUAACUGUAAAUCUGAAUCAGAGAUCGAGAAAAUAAAAUAAAUGGAAUAAAAGCUUCAUUAAUCACUUCUUGGAACUA